UAUUCAUUUUGCAAAUUUGCUUGUUAAAGGUUUAUAGAAGUGACAGAGGUCUGUUGAGGAAAAGGGAAACAGAACCGAAUAGAAGCACAUUUUUAUUAUCCUCUGUUCGUGUUUCAUGUUUAAACAGGAAGUUUAUUUUCUUCUCCCCACUGAUGUGACCUCUUCUUUCUCUCUGUUAGCUCUUUGACAUAUGAUCCAGUGUGAGCCACAGGAGACCUGAGUGUUAAACAAUGUUCUCAACAUGACAUAAUAUAAUACAACAAUACUGAAGGUGUGUGAGUGUGUAACAGGUCACACAGGGAGGGUCAGGACCUGAAGGAGUGUUAUCAACAGGAUAACAGAAACAGAUUAACUGAAUAAGGUUGAAUGACGCGAUAAAUGUAUCCUGUAGAUCUGAAAGUGUUGUUGAAGUAAUGCAAUUAUUUGAAUCACGUUCAGGCCUUGUUUGAUUAUUAAGGAAUAACAUUUAAGGAAUAACUACAGAAUGUGAAGUUAUAAAAGGGAAUCUAAGACAAUUUUGUCAUGAGAAAACCUGCAUAGAUACAGACAUACCAUGGUAUUGAAUAUUAUACUGAAAGCUCUUAUUUCUUUUCUGGUUUUGAAACUGUUGUACAGUUUGGAUCUUUUCACUGAGGCCUGACUGAGUUUGUGUAUUUCUGCUUCUUCAAAGUACACAACAAUAGUUCAUCCAUGUAGAAAAUGUCUCCUCCAAUGUGUGUUUUCACUAGAGGCAAACAAGGAACAGAAUAUUUGAGUAUCCCAUGAGUAUCUGUUUUCAUGACUCUACAGGUAAUGGGACACGGAGGAGUCAAUAAACAUGUGAAGGUAUCAUAAUCCCAUGUGUAGUAAUUGGAUGCAGGCUUAUGUCCACACAGGAGCAUUAAAACCGCCUUGUUAAUCCCUUUUCUUUUCUCCGACACCUGCAGAGUUGUCACCAGGACAAAGGGAUCAGACACUUUACUGGAGACAACACAAGGACUUCCACAGCAGCAGCCAUGGUGGACGCAGCCGCCGCCGAGCAGUUCCUGGACGCCAACCCGCAGUUCGCCAAGCAGUACUAUGACAUCAACUUCCGGCCAAAGGUCAUCUCGGACCUGCUGGACAACAACCGCAAGACGGCGGUGAACAUCAGCACGUUCCACGACCUCACGAUGGUGGAGGAGAGCGAGAUCGUCUUCGACCUGAUGCGGGACAUCCAGGACAACCUGCAGAUGGAGAAGUCCGUCUUCAACCUCAUGAAACAUCUCAGCUUCAUGAUGAGGGCCGACCGCAUGAGCCUCUUCAUGUACCGGCAGAGGAACGGCGUGGCCGAGCUGGCAACAAGGUUAUUUAACGUCAAUAAAGAUUCGGUGUUCGAGGACUGUCUGGUGCAGCCGGACAGUGAGAUCGUUUACCCCCUGGACAUCGGCAUCGUGGGUCACGUGGCCUCCACGAAGAAGAUGGUCAACAUUCCUGAUGUGUCGGAGACCCCCCAUUACAGUGAGUUUGUGGACGAGCUGACCGAGUACAAGACCAAGAACCUCCUGGCCGUGCCCAUCAUGAACGGUAAAGACAUGGUGGCCGUCAUGAUGGCCAUCAACAAGCUGGACGGGCCGCGCUUCACGGACAAAGAUGAGGAGAUCCUCAACAAGUAUCUGAACUUCGUCAACCUGAUGCUGAGAGUUUUCCACUUGAGUUACCUGCACAACUGUGAGACCAGGAGGGGACAGGUGCUGCUGUGGUCGGCCAGUAAGGUGUUCGAGGAGCUGACGGACAUCGAGAGGCAGUUCCACAAAGCCUUGUACACAGUCCGAGCUUUCCUCAACUGUGACCGCUACUCUGUGGGUCUGCUGGACAUGACCAAGACCAAGGAGUUCUUUGACCUGUGGCCUGUUCUGAUGGGAGAAGUUCCCCCGUACGAGGGACCCAAAACUCCUGAUGGCAGGGAAAUCAUCUUCUACAAAGUGAUCGACUACAUCCUCCACGGAAAAGAAGAAAUCAAAGUUAUACCGGGUCCUGAUGCAGAUCACUGGGCUCUGGCCAGUGGUUUACCAGUCUACGUGGCAGAGAACGGACUGAUCUGUAACAUCAUGAAUGCAGCACAAGACGAUUUCUUCAACUUCCAGAAAGAACCUCUGGACGAUUCUGGAUGGACCAUCAAGAACGUCCUGUCUCUGCCAAUCGUCAACAAGAAAGAGGAGAUAGUGGGCGUGGCCACGUUCUAUAACAGGAAGGAUGGGAAACCCUUUGAUGAAAUGGACGAAACGCUGAUGGAGUCGCUGACCCAGUUCCUGGGCUGGUCGGUGCUGAACCCCGACACCUACGACCGGAUGAACAAGCUGGAGAACAGGAAGGACAUCUUCCAGGACAUGGUGAUGUACCACGUCAAGUGUCGCAAGGACGAAAUCCAGAACGUUCUGAACACCAGGGAUAGAUGGGGGAAGGAGCCUGACGAGUGCGAGGAGGAGGAGCUGCAGGAGAUCCUGACGGAGAUUUUGCCGAACUCUAAGAAAUCUGAGAUCUUAGAGUUUCACUUCUGCGACUUUGACCACAGUGAACUGGAUCUGGUGAAGUGCGGCAUCCAGAUGUACUACGAACUGAAGGUGGUGGACAAGUUCCACAUUCCCAGAGAGGUGCUGGUGAGGUUCAUCUACUCGCUCAGUAAAGGCUACAGGAGAAUCACUUACCACAACUGGAGACAUGGAUUCAACGUGGGACAGACGAUGUUCACUCUACUGAUGACAGGUGAUCUGAAGCGUUACUUCACGGACCUGGAGUGUAUGGCCAUGGUCACCGCCGGCUUGUGCCACGACAUCGACCACAGAGGAACCAACAACCUCUACCAGCUGAAGUCUGCUAAUCCUCUGGCGAAGCUUCAUGGCUCCUCCAUCAUGGAGAGACACCAUCUGGAGUUUGGAAAGACUCUGCUGAGAGAGGAAUCACUGAACAUUUAUCAGAACCUGAACCGACGUCAGCACGACACCGUCAUCCACCUCAUGGACAUCGCCAUCAUCGCCACUGACCUGGCGCUCUACUUCAAGAAGAGGACGAUGUUCCAGAAGAUCGUGGACCAGUCCAAGACCUACGAGAACUGGAACGACUGGACCCAGUACAUGAUGCUGGAGACCACGCGCAAGGAGAUUGUCAUGGCCAUGAUGAUGACGGCCUGUGACCUGUCUGCGAUCGCCAAGCCGUGGGAGAUCCAGAGCAAGGUGGCGCUGUCUGUCGCUGCAGAGUUCUGGGAGCAGGGAGACCUGGAGAGGACGGUCCUGGAGCAACAGCCCAUUCCGAUGAUGGACAGAAACAAAGCAGAGGACCUGCCGAAGCUUCAGUGUGGUUUCAUCGACUUUGUCUGCGCGUUUGUGUACAAGGAGUUCAGCCGCUUCCACGUGCAGAUCACCCCCAUGCUGGACCGCCUGCUGAACAACAGGAAGGAGUGGAACGCCCUGAAGGAGGUGCACGAGGCCAAAGUGGCCGCCCUCGAUGCAGCCAAGAAGUCCAAGGAGGAGGAGACGCAGAACGCAGUGGGAGCCAAACAAGCGAGUGCAGCCCAGUCACAAUCAAAGACUUGUGUUCUCAGCUGAAGAUGCUCCGACAGCUCCGCCUCGCUCUCCACAUGGUCGAGGGUUUCCUCGAGUUUUAUCGUGAGAUGUUUGAAACGUACGGUUCAUCGAGAGGACACCUCUAACUUCUGAGAACUCGCUAAAGUCGUCUCGGCUGCUUUUACUGAAGUCUGCUUCCUCCUGCUCCGACAGCGUGUCACUCAUUAGAUGCUUCACGGGAUGUUCGGCUGUUUGUAGGAAGCUCCCACAUCUCACAUGUAUCCCAGCUGCUUGAAAAUGAGAAAUCCUGCAUUGAAAAUGUUCUUGUGUGCAACUCGAGUGCUUCUAGUGUCAGCUCCUUACAAGCGUUUCCAAUCCACCAACCAGAGAAGCUUCUAAAAACAGUCCCUGCUUACACAGCAACCCCAUGCACGUCUCUUUAAAGACAUUAUAAUGCUGCUCUGGCAUAAACUGAAACCAGCAGCUGCCUGAAAAGCUCUGCAGCAGAAACCGUAGAAACUGUUCCAGCAGCUAAAUGAGCUCAAACCGUCAGUUUAAGUGUCUGUGACAGUCGCUGCUGAGAAUCAUCUGCAACUUUCUAAUCUGUGUUUAAUCAGCGAAUGUUUAAACCAGUGUCUCCGUGAUCCAGACUGGACAUUUGUUCUGGAGCUCCGGCUUUAAGAUAAUAUUCAACAUGUCUGAGUCACAGCUUCAGUCUGAGGAUCUCAGACAGUUUCCAACGUGACUGAAGCAGAUUUUAACUUUAACAAUGAUGAGAAUCAAAUAAAGAUCCAAGACAAUCAAAGAGUAGCUGCAGUUUCACUCUGAAAUAUUUGCAAAAUAUUCAUUAUUUGUUUUCAGGGCCUGUCAGGGGAAUGAUGUCAAUAUUAUGGAAUACUUUUUUAUCAUAUAUGUAUCUUAAAAAUGAUGUGAUUCAUGAUUCCUUGGAUACUCUUUGUUGAACCAUAAUAACAAAGAAACGUAAUUAAGGCUGGAUGCUUUACAGUUAAACUAUAAACCAAAAAUCUUCACUAAACACAAUCAGAUAUAAAGAAUUUGAAAGAUAAUGUUGAACAUAAACAUAUUUUAACCUAAGAUAUUAAUAUACAUCUUUUCUCCAUUGUUUCUUCUGUAAGGUAUACGUUUUCUUUUACCUUACAGAUUUAAAAGCAAGUAGAAAUCAGAGAAAUAAAAGUUUUUGUUAAAUUGAUCAGGCUCUAUUCAAAUGUGUAGAUUUUAGGGGGCACCAGACAUUUAAAUAGUGUUGGUGAAUCACAUGUUGUGUAUUUCUGGCUCUCGGGACUUUAGCUGUGUUCACAUGUUUCAGCUUGUUUCAUCUACUUGCUUUUAAAUAUUCAGAAUCGACACGAGUAUGAAGUAAAUGCAGAUUGAAUACAUUAGUACAUUGUUUACAAAAUAGCUGCAUUGUUUGGAUAAAGAUUUGUUUGUCUUCUCUGCUUUUACUGUAACUCUGCAUUUAAGAAGAAAACCUGUUGACGUGAACCUUGUUAGUGUUUCUGAUCCGUGUCAUGUUUAGUGUGUAACGUUUGCAGAUGAAUGAAACUAAUGCAGAUCAGAGAAAAAUGUAUGUCCUUACUUUCAUUUUAGUUAUUAAUCUGUAAUCUGUAUUUGUUUACAAGUAAUUUGCAGAGUUGAGUAAAGAAACGCUAUUUUCAUACUGUUA
Molecule: messenger RNA, 5205 nt
Organism: Platichthys flesus (European flounder)
Lineage: Eukaryota; Metazoa; Chordata; Actinopteri; Pleuronectiformes; Pleuronectidae
Gene: pde6a
Product: phosphodiesterase 6A, cGMP-specific, rod, alpha
Exons: 24
Coding region: 996-3563 (855 amino acids)
Biological process (GO): signal transduction
Molecular function (GO): protein binding; 3',5'-cyclic-nucleotide phosphodiesterase activity
Source: RefSeq, a predicted model, not a curated record